Molecule: messenger RNA, 6229 nt
Organism: Amoebophrya sp. A25
Lineage: Eukaryota; Dinophyceae; Syndiniales; Amoebophryaceae
Source: the annotation of a GenBank genome assembly
GAACAGGUCCCCCGCCCGCUCUUAUGCUCCCCCCCCGCACCGAAACUCAAAAGCUUGAGACACCGCUCAUCUUUUUUUGAGAAGUGAUAAAUUCUGAAACAGCUUUGCACUCCUGCAGAUGAGCCAAAAAAUUUUAUGGCUUUUUCUGAUACAUAGCCGUUUUUCUUGUGGUGUGUCCGUCCUCAAAUUAGAAUAUUAGUAGCACUACCUUCACUAGGUUGGGUUUGGGUAGUAGAACAUCAUCUCUAAAAUCUUAAAUAUGAAGAUCAUCCGCUUCUACUAGUAGACUGACUUUCAGAUGAUGAAGAAAAGGAAAAGGAACAUGAAGAGCUCUAGUACGCAGUUCGUUGCGAUCAAUGUCGCCCUCAGUUCGGCGUUGAAGAGAGGUCCUCACGUCGACUACGAAAGGGAAUAAGUAGACAAGCCGAGCAAAAACGACAAAGACAGGAUGGCAGCCGGGACGAGCUUGCUGAGCUUUGGGCUCGGUGGGAGGAACGGGAAGACCGACUCUGCCGUGUUGCAGGAGAAAACGAGACCCGACGCUGUUUUGCGUGACGACAGGCCUCGCUUGCGAAAGCAGAUAUGUCAAACGAAGAGAGUCAUUGUUCAUAUGGACUUAGACUGUUUCUAUGUUGCAGUGGAGCGGCGUUUGAAUCCGAUGCUGCGCUCGAAGCCCGUGGGCCUGUGUCAGUGGAGUCAACAGCACGCGUCGUACGAUAACGUGGACUGGAGACAAGAUCGCCUCCUGAAUCAUGGGUUAUGACGAUUGAUUAGUUAUUCAUGUUUUGGACUCUUGAAUUUGCAAAAAUGUGAAGAAUGUAGACCUGGAAUGCUGAGUCGUCUAGUCAUAUGCGUCACAAACAGCUGGUGAUGGUGUGUAUUGCAGUGGUUCUACACGAACCUAAGUCGUCCCUGUCAAUGCGGCCUGGCCGCGAAACAGCGAACCCUCAACCUUGAACCCUAGAUCUACUUAAGUAGAUAGAUAGUCAUAGUCGGCUGAGGUAUUUGUAUCUUUUUCUAAGCACCAGUGGAGUUCGAUCUGCAAAUGACAGCCGUUUUACUGCAGGCAAGAGCGGGAAGGGAGCAGGAGCAACAGGGUUCGAUUCUUCGAAAGGCGAACGCAAUUUUAGCAAACCUUCGAUCGCUACUGCCAAUAAAGGUCCCGGCGCGACGACUGCGCACAUAGGCGGUGGAGCUGGAACUUUCAGCGGCGGAGGAGGGUUUCGCGCGUCUGGUACGGGCCACAACGCUGGCAUCAUCGCCUUGAGCUACGAGGCGAAAGCCUGUGGUGUGAAGCGUGGAAUGUUUGUGCAGGACGCCUUACGAGUUUGCCCUGAUAUGCUCUUCGUUGGUAUUCCAACUCGAUUCGGCAAGGCGGACACGAGCUUUUAUCGCGACGCGGGUUCGGAAGUGAUGGAGGUGCUCAACGAAUUCGGUCCCGUGGAAAGAGUGAGUAUCGACGAAGCCUAUCUCGACCUCACCUCGCGAUCGGCCGAGGGAUUCAAUGCCUGGGUUGAACGCCGAGGAAGAGAUAUUCUACUGCAGCUGAGAGUAGCGUCGGCUUUGUUAAAGAUGGAACAAAGUAACGAUCACGAAAAUACAAGCAGAAUAAGGAGUGGACAGCAGGGUGAAGUGAAAGACCAUCAAGAAAGCCAUGAUAUCAUGGUAGAAGAGGCCAACAACCCUGAAAUAAAACAUGCUGAACAAACAGAUGCUAGUAAAGCUCAGGUGGAAUCGGAAGAGGCGAAGAUUCGCGUGACCUCGACAAUCUCAGGAGCUGAGAUACAGCACGGGCAUGAGGAGCAUAGAAACAAUAAAGCGUGUGAACACGAAAAGGAGGCGAUGAAGGGGUCAAGUCCCAGACUAGACGCGGCCACGGACCUUCCCAAGGUUGAUCUUGGCCUUGAAGAAAGCAAUGUUCUUCAUCCUUCUCAAUCCCAAUCGCAGCAUGUGUCUGAUUUUGGCGUCAAUCUUGGUGGAGAAUUGAAAUACCUACCAGUAGAAACCAGCGAAAUGGACAUUGAACUCGACGAGGAGAUUGACAACGAAAUUGCGCGAAUGCUGGAAAACGAUGAUAGUAUCGAGGUCGAUGUCGAUCCGCUUCCUAACAUGAGAACAAAGGCAAAUGUUGAACAGCGUGCUAGUGGAAAUAUACUACAGCUCGAUACUAUUCUCGAAGGCGAAGAAGAUGCCAUCGAGCAUGGCCCUGCAUCGCGAAAAGACCCACUACAAGAGGACGAUUUUCCAGUUUCAAACGGACAGUACGCAGCUGCGAGUGCCGACGAGAUGCGUAUGCGCGACAGUCUCGAGCAACGCAUUCGAAGCGAGAUUGCUCAAGUUGCGUUGCCGAUUGCUCUGGUCGACCGUGAAGAGCAAAAGCACGUUUUACAACAGCUCCGGAGUGAGCUCCAAGCGGAUCUUGACUUUUUUCGAACGAAAUGUCUGCCAGACACGGACCGCCUCACCAUCCAUGGCAAGCCUUUCUUCUCCGACAUGGUCUACGACAAGGCGGAUAAGGAGGCUGCGCCAGGCCUAGCCCUUCUAGCAAAUCCAGACAAGCACCUAGCAUUGGUAGCGUCGGAGAUGGAGAUGGGGAUGGGCGGUGCAGGCACGGGCUCGACGAACAAAAAAAACAAAUCCGAGGCAAUAACGGAGGAAGAAAAGUUGGGCCGUCGCCAGCAUGCCGCUCUUUUCUCAGAGUUGUUCGAGUUUUACUGCUUUGUUAACGCCACUCGCAUUUGCUACGUUAUCCAGGUGCGCGUGUGGAAAUCUCUAUCACUCUCGUGCAGUUUGGGAGUCGGAAACACCAAAUGCGUUUCCAAAAUCGCCUCUGGCAAGCACAAACCCUUUCGUCUUUCUGCCGUGUUUCCAUUGGGUGUGCCUGAGUUCCUGUCGCCACUGCAGAUCAGAGAUCUUCGUGGGUACGGCGCGAAGCUAGGAAAGGAUAUUUGCACCAAGUUGGGAGCCCAAACUGUAGGCGAAGUGCUCGCUACAAAACUGCGAUUGCUGGCAGAGAAACUUACUGCGACAAUUGCGGCACCACUAGCGGACGCGUGUCAUGGCAUUGAUGACAAUCCAGUGGAGCCGCGUCUCUUGUCCAAAAUCGUCGGCACCAGCAAGCGAUGGCACACACCGCAAUAUUAUGCACAGUGAGUCGUGAUCCAACUCGGAACUCCAUUCCCAACAUCACAAUCACCGUGAUGCUUUUCAUCUUUGCGAGCUCAUUGUAAUGUGUGUUACAACUCACUCAGUGCCUAGGCCUACGUCGUGUGACGAGAGGAUUACCUUUAUUCUCUAGCACUAGCUUUACAGGUUUAGCUGUUCUUGUAGACUUAUUUUAGCGCAGUUAAUAGCACGAAUGGCGCAUGGGACGAAUGGCAUGAAUGGCACACCCCAACAGACCCCAAAUGUGUCACGAAUGGCACGAAUGGCACAGGUUGACAGGGUUCCGCCAGCUGGCGCCCCUGGUCUCAUCCGCUUGCCGGGUAUGUAGGUCGUGCGUGACUGGUUCUGCCCAUGAGAGAAGCCACGCCGGUCGACAAAGCCGGCGGCGAGCGAGGAGAGGGAGGCGCGAGUCCCCGGCAGGCUCCUCUGCCGUUUUGAAGAUGGCAAGGGAGCGGGCUAGGGAAACAGCGGAAGCCGCUUCUGAGGAGUGCAGAACUUCACGCAAGGCGCCGCGUGGGCCUCGUUUUUUCCCGGAAUUCCGUGGGGGUCAUACAAAUUCGGACGAAUUUGCGUAACCCCCACGGAAUUCCGGGAAGAAAAUGCUGCGAGACCACCGGAGCGGCAUCAGGGUCCAGCUUAAAAACAGGCGUAGCCGCGUGCCUUGCGGUAGCCGUGACGACGAAGAAGGGAAGAGGUGGCGCCGAAGCAUGGCGCCCCGCCCGUAGCGGGGAGGCGGCCUUGGUAUCUAGUGGAACUGUGUAAGGGGUGUGCGUUUGGCUGAGUGCAGGGCUUGGCGCCUGCAGGGUUCUUGGCGGUCGGCAUAGAGCGUCGAGCAGGAAGUAGCAACCUAGUGGAGGGAGCAACGCAGGGCGCCCGAAGGGCGCCCCGCUCUCGAAGGUCUAUUUGGUCCACGAAUGGGACGAAUGGCGAGAUCGAUCGCGGUCACAGAUUGCGCCCCCCCCAUCCGUGCCAUUCGUGCCAUUCGAUCCAUGCCAUCCCAGACCUGGAACCCUUAUAAACUGCUCUAUUAUUUUCUACCUCUAAUAUUCUCUCGUGGACGAGAAUCUUCGAGGUUGGAUGCAGACGCUGUUGGCGGACUUCGCACAAAAAGCUGAGAAAGAGAAAACCGAGCACGGCCGUCAACCCUUGCAGGCUGUGGUGUCGUGGCGAGGCGCACAAGGCAACGAUAUGUCCAAGACUAUUCCUGUCGCAAAACUGACUCUAAAAUAUCUCACCAACGAGCUGCUGAAGAAUCGCGAUCCCUUCUUCAAUUUGGGGUUCACUGCACAGCGAUGGGUAUGCCUAGAAACUGGGGCGACAUUUCGCGACGAUUCGGGAGUUACGGUAUCCUUUCCUCAGAGACCGUGCCCACCGUUGGAGAACUUUUUUCGGCUACCGAAUGUAGUGCCAAGUCUGUCUAAUCGCGGGCAGGAGGGAAACGAAGUUGCUGGUAUUGGUAAUGGUGGUCCCAAAAACGACAACAAGAGAAAAAAGCAGGAGGAGAAACUUUCGACGAGUAGAACAAGUGUAUUGCAGGCGGUGGACAGCACGACAUUAUCAACAAGCGAAAGACUUGCGCUCGAGCCUCCCGAUUUCAAAUUGAAGUCUGAAACUGGUGCUGCGAACAGCGAGAGAAGUAAAAGCGAGCAUCUCGCACUCGAUGUCAACAUUCCAGAUAUUGAGGUGGCAGACCUUCAAGUUCGAGUUUCUGAUCCUGAAUCGGCCAGUGCUUCCGCUGUAGUUGUUCAUCUUCAAGAAGUAGAAGGCAAAAACAACGAAGACGUAAAGAACGGCAUUCCUCCUGUUGCAUCACGUGUUUCCGCACAGGACGACCGUGAGAAGAUGCAGUGUGCGAAUCGCGACGAAAAUGGGACAGAAUCAGAGGCAAAGGACCCGAUAUCGAAAGAAAAUGAUGGAAAUGAUUCUCACAAAUGUUCCGAGAAACUAAACAAGCCUUUUGUUCCUGCUUCUGGCGAUCCGGCUUCGGCUUCCAAACAAAACGCGCGCCAUCAGCUCCAACAGAGAACACGCUCUCCAUAUUUCUUGUUGGAGAGCGGUGGAAUGAAGGACGACCCUAUGAUCGUCCAGGAGGACCCAGAGAGGACUUCUAAUUGCAAAGAAAUAUCCAGGCAAUCGUCAACUGAUUCGAUCAUGGACGCUUUUUUUGAGGAAGAGAUCGCGAAGUCUGACGCAGCUCUCGAAACGGAAAUCCGAGAUCAACAAGAGACUGAGCAACUUCGUCAUAUUCUCGCACAAUCCGCGGAAGGGGAACAGCUGCAGCGCAACGUGAGAAACCAAGGCAAAGCCAUUGACAGAGUCCAGGGCGUUGAUAAGGCAAAUAAAAAACGGAAAAGUAGUAAGUCGCGAGGCGGGGGAGAAGGUAGCAGCUCUGGACCGUCCUCCAGCACAACGAGUCUUUGCGCCUACCAGCCAUCGUUAGUGUCCCUCUUGCAAAACGCUGAUGUAAUAAACACGAGAACACAAGACGAUCGUCCUUUGAGUCAACAGACCCUCGCUAAAGAUGGGAAUUCCAAUUUCAUUUCAAGGCCCACGACGGCAGACCAUACGCAUACGCUGCCUAGUAUGGCCUCGGCAUCGCUCCCUUCCGCUUUUUCCACCUUGACGGAGCCUAAAACUCGAAAAAACGAAACUAAAAGUUCAGCAGAGGCGCCCCACCCUAAGAAAAAACAGAAGCAGAACAAGCAGCCAAAAAUUGCUGAUGUCCUCGCGCGGGCCACGAGUAACCUAUCGUCUACAAGAGUACAACAGGACGGCGUCAUUGACAUCGACAGUGACUGAUGAUUAGAGUAAACAUGUGCGAUUGCGUUAUCCGUUGAAGAUGUUGAAUACUUGUUUAGAACCAAAAAAGAAAAACUGAUACUGAACUUCCUGAACGAAAAAAAAAGAACCCUCCUCGUUCCAUCGUAAGGCACUCUCUGACAGCCAGCUUGAAAUUAAUAGCUGAAACACAGAGCCUACUUAGCUGUUAUAAUGUGUUCGCUUUUCUGCGCGUUAGAGAGACGAAACGCCUUUCAAUUUGUUGAUUUAGUAGCUUGCUUUUGCC